Odobenus rosmarus divergens (Pacific walrus) is the source of this 1740-nucleotide messenger RNA. Its product is annotated as vitamin D 25-hydroxylase-like. Lineage: Eukaryota; Metazoa; Chordata; Mammalia; Carnivora; Odobenidae. The record is from RefSeq and is a predicted model, not a curated record. Bases 26 to 1531 code for a protein of 501 amino acids. Gene Ontology annotation, biological process: xenobiotic metabolic process. Gene Ontology annotation, cellular component: cytoplasm; intracellular membrane-bounded organelle. The transcript has 5 exons. Gene Ontology annotation, molecular function: iron ion binding; oxidoreductase activity, acting on paired donors, with incorporation or reduction of molecular oxygen, reduced flavin or flavoprotein as one donor, and incorporation of one atom of oxygen; heme binding.
CGUGGCACCAGCCCCCGGCCCAGCUAUGUGGGACCCUCCGGGUGCUGAGGCAUGCGCCCCGGCCCUCGGAGGCGCGCUCUUUCUGCUGCUCUUCGCGCUGGGGAUCCGCCAGCUGCUGAAGCAGAGGCGGCCGACUGGCUUCCCCCCUGGGCCGUCGGGGCUGCCAUUUAUCGGCAACAUCUACUCGCUGGCCGCCUCGGGCGAGCUCCCCCACGUCUACAUGAGAAAGCAGAGCCAGACGUACGGCGAGAUCUUCAGUUUAGAUCUUGGAGGUAUCUCAGCUGUGGUUUUAAAUGGCUAUGAUGUAGUAAAGGAAUGCCUUGUUCAUCAAAGUGAGAUUUUUGCAGACAGACCAUGCCUUCCUUUAUUCAUGAAGAUGACAAAAAUGGGAGGCUUACUCAAUUCCAGAUAUGGCCGAGGAUGGGUUGAUCACAGAAAAUUAGCUGUAAAUAGCUUUCGCUAUUUUGGAUAUGGCCAAAAGUCUUUUGAAUCUAAAAUCUUAGAAGAAACCAAAUUUUUUAUUGAUGUUAUCGAAACAUACAAAGGUAGACCAUUUAACUUUAAACAAUUAAUAACAAAUGCUGUUUCAAACAUAACCAAUCUGAUCAUUUUUGGAGAACGAUUCACUUAUGAAGACACUGAUUUUCAGCACAUGAUUGAGUUAUUUAGUGAAAAUGUGGAACUGGCUGCCAGUGCCUCAGUCUUCUUGUAUAAUGCCUUUCCAUGGAUUGGCAUCUUACCUUUUGGAAAACAUCAACAGCUAUUUAGAAAUGCAGCUGUGGUCUAUGAUUUUCUCUCCAGGCUUAUUGAAAAAGCUUCCAUCAACAGAAAGCCUCAGUCACCUCAGCAUUUUGUCGAUGCUUAUUUAGAUGAGAUGUAUCAAGGUAAAAAUGACCCAUCAUGUACUUUCUCCAAAGAAAACCUCAUUUUUUCUGUGGGUGAACUCGUCAUUGCUGGAACCGAAACUACAGCCAGUGUGCUACGGUGGGCAAUUCUUUUCAUGGCCCUUUAUCCUAACAUUCAAGGACAAGUUCAGAAAGAGAUCGAUUUAGUUAUGGGACCCACUGGGAAGCCUUCUUGGGAUGACAAAAGCAAAAUGCCUUAUACGGAGGCAGUUUUGCAUGAAGUUUUAAGAUUCUGUAAUAUAGUGCCAUUAGGGAUUUUCCAUGCAACCUCUGAAGAUACAGUUGUACGUGGUUAUUCCAUUCCUAAAGGCACAACAGUAAUUACCAACCUUUAUUCUGUACACUUUGAUGAAAAGUACUGGAGAAACCCAGAAAUAUUCUCUCCUGAGCGAUUUCUGGACAGCAGUGGAUAUUUUGCCAAGAAGGAGGCUUUGGUUCCUUUUUCCCUAGGGAAAAGACAUUGCCUUGGAGAGCAGCUGGCUCGGAUGGAGAUGUUCCUGUUUUUCACAGCAUUGGUCCAGCGGUUUCACUUGCAUUUUCCACACGGGCUCGUUCCAGAUCUGAAGCCCAGAUUAGGCAUGACAUUGCAACCCCAGCCCUAUCUCAUCUGUGCAGAAAGACGCUGAAAGUGCUGGCCAUCUUGUGGGAAAAGGUUAUCUGGUUGCCUUUUACCCCUGAACCUUGAUUAUCUAACCAGUGCGUGUGUUUAUACAAAAAUCACAGCAUCAUAAAGCCAAACGAACACAGUCUUUGAAAGUAGUACUAAAGCAAUAAUAAGCAUUAAGUACAGUUUUUUCCAAGCUUUUGUGACUUCUGAGGUGGAAUUAUCUGUGGA